This is a messenger RNA of Lobosporangium transversale, 851 nucleotides long. RefSeq lists its product as hypothetical. The transcript is spliced from 5 exons. The record is from RefSeq and is a predicted model, not a curated record. Lineage: Eukaryota; Fungi; Mortierellomycota; Mortierellomycetes; Mortierellales; Mortierellaceae. Bases 1 to 741 code for a protein of 246 amino acids.
AUGGACAAUAUGGACGGCUCUAAUCUUCGUAGUUUAAUGAAAAAUGCCCUUAUUGAUGAUCAUAGUCUGCACGCACCGACAUUUCUUGUGCAUGUUUUCUCCGUCAACGGCAUGACAUCUUUAUUCUUGUGCUUGUGCUCGAAUGGAUGUGGUCAAUGCAAGUGUCAUAUUCGUUUGUCCUUAGUUUCAUAUUCCAAUCCUUGUGCUAGGGUCCUGUCCGUGGUUCGCUGGAUGUGCUGGGAUUGGAUGGGAGAAAAAGAACAACGAAACACGACUCGAAUCGACCUCACAGCAGAGAAAACAGGAUGCCAGACACAAAAAACCUUGCUCGUUACAAGUAUGCGGGUGCAGGUGCACAGUUUUGUUGGUCCUGUUCUCUGUCACCUUACGUUUGUACAAUGUUCUGUGUCUGUGUUUAGUUUAGUAACAACAGAGGGGGUUGAUCAACUAUGUCUGUUUGCUUUUCUUUCCUCCACAUCCCACACAACCCCUCAGCAUCCCGUACAACUCAACCCAAUUCACCCACAAGUUUGGCAUAUCGACACUGGCUCUUACUCGUUUCCCCCCACACUCUUUAGGGGGUGGGAUAGAAGUAAGAUGAGAAUAGAAAAACAAGAGCAAAGGGUGGGAGAAGGCACGGGCGGAAAUGAAAAUGCUGGAAAACAGCAGAAUAUCAAGAGGUCUCUUUUUUUCUGCGCUUUUUGGCUUCCCAUCUUGCCUAAUAACGUCCUCAUUGACUAGAUUAUUCAUUUUGAUCAUUGUUCACUGUCUAUCGGUUUGUAGAAUUGCAAUUGACUGAUGCUGGUUGUUUAAUAUAUGCUUUAUUAAUGUAGUUAUAAGAAUUAGUCGCU